AUGUCGUUUUCUUGUUUUCUCCUUGAAUCUCUUCCUCAUUCUCGCUCUCAAGCACAAACUGAAUCUCCAGCUCAAAUGGAGGACGAGCUGCACGGCACCAUGCACUCCACGACCCCGCAUCAUGCCUUGGAUGCACCCUCAAACUCAACCACAACUUCAACACCACAAUUCCAAACAUUAACUUCAUCACCAUCCUCCCCCCUCCAAACAUUCCACCUCUUCCCCCUCCUCCCCACCGAACUCCGCCUCAAAAUCUACACCUACGCCCUCCCGCCCCCAACCCUCCACACAAUCUCCCUCCCAACCUGCCCCUCAACCUGUCCCAUCCCGUCCUGCCCGCGCCAGCACGCUCCCAGAACCCUCUCCUCUCUCCCAGUCCUCCUACACAUCUCCCACGAAUCCCGCACAGAAUGUCUCCGCCACUACACCGUGCUCUCCUCUCCGCUCGGAAAAGGUUUUCAUCAGGCAUUCGAUUCCCGAAGAGAUAGCGUCUAUUUCUCCAAUGGUCGUGGACCAGCACGGGAUUUCUGGAGCGUGAAAGCGGAGUGGCCUGCUUGCGUUGAGGGCGGAGGGAAGAUUAGGAAUUUGGUUAUUGACGAGGCGACGUUGGAGAGGGGGGAUUUUUUGAAGUUUGGCGAGGAGGUGUUGGGGUUGGAGAGCGUGACUGUUUUGUUGAUGCCGUGGAGUAGUAUUGGGAAGGCGGGUGGUGGAGGGGAGUUGGUUAGGACUUUUGGGGGAGCGGAAAUUGGAGAGGAGGAGGUGGUGAGAGGGAAUGAUAGGGAUUGGGGGUUGAAGGAGUUGAGGAGGGAGUUCUUGGGGUGGUUGGAGGAGAAGAGAGUUGAGCUGGGAAGGGAGAAGAAGCCGGUUGUGAAGGUUGCGCAGUGGGGUGCUUGUUUGAGAGGUGGUGAUGAGGAGGGAUUUACGAAUGGCGGAGGACAGUGGAAGUUAGUUGAGACGGGGCUUUGGGUUCAUUGGGAGUAUAAUGGGAAUGCUGAGUGA
Molecule: messenger RNA, 999 nt
Organism: Mollisia scopiformis
Lineage: Eukaryota; Fungi; Ascomycota; Leotiomycetes; Helotiales; Mollisiaceae
Exons: 1
Coding region: 1-999 (332 amino acids)
Source: RefSeq, a predicted model, not a curated record